AUGUCGACCGACUCCACUCUCUCAUAUGGAUGCGGCUUUUGGUGCAAGUUCUUCUGGUUUCUUUUCGCUUGCAGCAUCCUCUUCAACAUCAUUUUGUAUUAUUUGUUGACAGAGCUUCAGAAGGAGCACGCGAUUGUUAAGAGGGAGCGCUCGUUUGUGACUUUGGUUGUGUACGGGUGUCACUACGUAUGCAGAGGUCGUCAAGUGGGAGGCGAAAUCGUCGUUGACGAUUGGGACCACGGAUUCUUGCAGAGCUUGUGGCGGAGGUUGGACGGCGUGUUUGGCAGGGAAGAAAAGAUGGUUGUCCACACCAGAAGCUUCACGCCGGAGUCCAUCGCCUCCAGUUCCGCACUUUCUCUUGAAGAACCUACAGUCUCGCUACGAGUGCCAGUCCAGCAUAUGCUUCAUAAUGGCUUCAAAUGGCAUCCACGCAUCGUGGAGUACUAUGCGCACGGAGCGGUCGCUCUCUCUGGAACUCCCCCUGUGCACGAUCCCGCAUUCACUGUCAACUUAUCUACGACUGCCCAUGGUGAAUUGCACACGCCGCAACCAGGGGAUACCUUUGUGUAUCACUACGGCUACCAGCGCCAGAUCUUCUACUGUUGGAAUGAUAGAUGGAUGUCUGAUAAGGCGCAUAUGGCCGCGCACCCUGACGAGAAGAUAGCCGCGAAUCAGAUCGUCUUGUACGCAGAGGAGGGCGGGGUAACAGCGAGGUGGCUGAAGUCGUCUACCGCAAUACAAUAUGAAAGAGAGGCGAGGCGCAAGCGGUUAGCUGUCAGCCUCUCGGCAGGGAGCAAGUAG
Messenger RNA from Peniophora sp. CBMAI 1063, 801 nucleotides. Lineage: Eukaryota; Fungi; Basidiomycota; Agaricomycetes; Russulales; Peniophoraceae. The record is from the annotation of a GenBank genome assembly.